AGCAGAUCAUCCGCGUUGGUGCCGGAGACCGCAGCCCUCGAAGACAGCUGCAGCACUGUCGUCGGCUCGGCCUGCUACGGCGGCGGCGGCGGCGGCGGCAGCGAGCCCUCGGGGGCGGCAGCGUGGAGCCGGAUGGCGAGGAGAGGACGUGGUGACGGAGGGGAGGGAGGUGAGCGCCGCCGCGGGCGCUGGCCUCCCACGGCACGCCGCAACAGGCGUGGUCGUCGCCGUCGCCACCACCGCAGGCGCUGAGACUGGAUUUAGAGGGUCGCCACCACCGCAGGCGCCGAGACUGGAUUUAGAGGGAGACUGGAGAGAUGCGUCGGGGAGGAGGAAGAAAACUCGGGAAGCGAGAUAUUUACCGCCACAGUACCGUGCGGGUGGGGUAAACGUGAGCCACAGAUUCAUCAUCGGACGGUGUAAAAACUUUUUGCUAUCGUGGCCACCCUGGCUGCCGUGGGAGGCCAGCGCCCGCGGCGGCGCUCACCUCCCUCCCCUCCGUCACCGCGUCCUCCACGUCCUCUCCUCGCCAUCCGGCUCCACGCUGCCGCCCCCGAGGGCUCGCUGCCGCCGCCGCCGCCGCCGCCGCCGCCGCCGUAGCAGGCCGAGCCGACGACAGUGCUGCAGCUGUCUUCGAGGGCUGCGGUCUCCGGCACCAACGCGGAUGAUCUGCUCGGCGCUGCAGCACGCGUCUCCCCCACCUCUACUCUUCCACUUCCUAGUGUAUGGCGAAGGUGAAGGCGGCGGCCGCCGUGGAGUUGCUGGCGAAGGCGGGUUCCUGGGGCUCGCGGUGGCGGGCUUCAUGGCGGGGGAGCGCCUGCGCGGGCGGCGACAUCGCUGAUGCUGCCAUCAAGGCCACCAUACGGAUGCUGUGAAGGCGGCAGCAGGUUGGCAGUUUGCGGAGCCUGCACCCAGGUCGAUGCGGCGGCGCAGACGACCCGAUGCAGUCAGAUCCACUGUCGUUCCCCGCCGUCCGAGCCGUGGGUGAGCCUCGCCGCCCCACCACCUUCCUCGCACGCUCCCCCGCCCUGCCUGCUGCUUGCCUCCCUCGCCGCCGCCGGCCCGACGCGACCGAGCCGUGGACGCGCGUCGUGGUUGUCGUCGACCUGCUGUUCCCCACCGUCCGAGCCAUGGGUCAGGCUCGCCGCACCACCGCCUUCCUCGCGCACGCGGGCCCUACCCCUGCAUGCCUCUCUCGCCGCCGCCGGCCCGACGCAGCAGAGCCAUGGCCGCGCGUUGUGGUUGCCGUCGUCCUCGAUGGAGCAGCAGUAGCCGGGCCUCCUCCCCUCGCGCUCGCUGGACCUUGCCCUCGGCGCGGACAUCCGCAUCAGCAGGAGGACGGAGGGGGGAGGUCGACGAUCUCUGUCGCAGCUUGUGGCUCUCGGGGCCCGAGGAGUUCGCAAUCCCCGUCGCAGCCUGGGAGGCGGUGCAAGUCGCACUCUAACUCGGACCUCCUCCCCCGGAUGAUGAUACGUCCAAUGCAACCACAGAGGGCAUGUUCAUCAUCUACAGAUUCUGUUCUUCUCUUUCUCCCUCCAGUGAACAAUGCAAACCUCUGGAUCAAAGAGACCCCCUGCUACCUCAACCCCAUUCAUGACGACCUCUUCCAGGCCAGCAAGGACAAGCAGGGAGCAAGCAUUGAUACAGAUUCUUAGGUUCUAAGUUUGGAGCAAACUGUUUAUCCAUGUGGUUUUAUGCUAUAUCCUUUGAUCAGAAUUAACUUCACAGCAACAAGAAAAAGCCAUG
Molecule: messenger RNA, 1746 nt
Organism: Panicum virgatum (switchgrass)
Lineage: Eukaryota; Viridiplantae; Streptophyta; Magnoliopsida; Poales; Poaceae
Exons: 2
Coding region: 942-1655 (237 amino acids)
Source: RefSeq, a predicted model, not a curated record